Messenger RNA from Staurois parvus, 3223 nucleotides. Lineage: Eukaryota; Metazoa; Chordata; Amphibia; Anura; Ranidae. The record is from the annotation of a GenBank genome assembly.
AUGACGGAUCAACAGAACAACAACAGCAUCUCGGCAAAUCCUUUUGCUGCAUUGUUUGGGUCUCUUGCGGAAGCUCGUCAGUUUGCUGCUGGACAAAAGCAGCAGCUCAGAGAGCAAACAGAGGAUGCAGGCGAGAGUCUCGAUGAUUCUGACAAUAGUGUUUCAGAGAGCCUGGAUGACUGUGAUGAUUCGGUGGCAGAAAUAAGCCGAUCGUUUCGAUCUCAGCAAGAGAUAUGUGAACAGCUGAACAUCAACCAUAUGAUUCAGAGAAUCUUUCUUAUUACAUUGGAUAACAGUGAUCCCAGUAUGAAAGGUGGUAAUGGAAUCCCUCUGCGCUGUGUGUACCUGGAAGAGUUGGGUUCUGAACUGGAUGGGCAGGAUUGGUUGGACAUGGACAAUGUUGAACAGGCUCUGUUUACUCGCCUUCUUUUGCCUGAGCCUGGAAAAUAUAUGAUUUGUAUGACAUCUUCUGGAGCACCAAACCUGUCUGCAGAGAGAGAUGCUGGAGAAAAACACAUCCUUCCCUUCCUGUUUUCCUGUUUCCUGAGAGCCAAGAAGGAGGUCACUAAGGUACCAGAGAAUCUGCUGCCAUAUGCUGUGCGUUGCAAGGCUCUGACUGUUUCAAAUGCACGUACUCUUCUACUAACCCCAGAGAUCUAUCAGGGACAAGAUGUUCCAGCGCAAGUGGUAGACUUGAUGCUUGAGGGGUUACAAGGGGCAAACUUUGAAGAGGUCGUAGAAUUCUUAGAGGAAAUCACAGAGGCACUUGUGGCAGAUGAAGACGUACGCUCCUUCAGUGAAGUUUUCCUACCUGUGUUUGAUGUUAUUCUGGAACGUGUAAGGGACUUGGAUUUAUGUCUGAUGCUUCUUUACACCUAUCUGGACAUACUUCUAUACUGUACCAAGCAAAAAGACAUUGCAAAGGUUUUUGUGAAACACAUUCAACCUCAAGAUCCAUCAAAUGGGCAUCAAUACCAAAAAACAUUGCUGGGUGAAAUUCUUAGCAUUUCCUGUCUAUUACGUACCCCUGGUGUGGUAGAAAAUCAUGGAUAUUUUUUAAACCCAUCACGUUCCAGCCCACAGGAGAUAAAGGUUCAAGAAUCAAAUAUCCACCAGUUCAUGGCUCAGUUUCAUGAGAAGAUUUAUCAGCUUUUGAAGAACCUCCUUCAGUUAUCUGCAGAUACCAAGCAGCAUAUUUUGUUAUGGCUGGGGAACUGUCUACAUGCAAAUGCUGGUCGUGCCAAAAUUUGGGCCAGCCAGGUCCCUGAAAUUUUCCUUCAGACCUAUGCUUCUGAUAGCUUCUUUUUAAAUUUGGGUGCUGCCUUACUUCGCUUGUGCCAGCCUUUUUGUAAGCCAAAAUCUGCUCGCCUGCUGACAUUCAACCCCACUUACUGUGCUCUGCGUGAGAUCAAUGAAGAGGAGCGCAGGACCUGGAAUGUCCACAUGAAGGGACUCAACAAAGAAACUUGUUUAAUUCCAACUGCUGAUGACCAGCAACCGGACUUUCCUCAGACCUUCAACUUGGUGACAGAAAACUUGGUGCUCACACAGUACACACUUCAUUUAGGCUUUCACAGGUUGCAUGAGCAAAUGGUAAAAGUGAACCAAAGCCUGCACAGACUGCAAGGAGCAUGGAGAGAUGCCCAGCAGAAUGGCAACCCCAGUGCCGAGAACCUAAGAGAACAGUUUGAGCGCCUUAUGACAAUUUAUUUGUGCUUGAAAGCAGCUCUAAGUGAACCUCACACCCUACAGAACUGCCUCAAUCUACAAGUUUCUACUGCUGUCCUGCUGGUACAAAUCGCAUUGGGUAAUCGAGGCACAGAGCUGAUUCCACUCACCUUUCCUCUGUCGGAUGUACAGCACAGUGCCCUGGCCUAUGUACCAGAAUUCUUCGCUGAUAAUCUGGGUGAUUUUUUCAUCUUUCUGAGACGGUUUGCAGAUGAAGUUUUGGAAACUGCUGCUGAAUCUUUAGAACAGAUACUGGACUUUAUUACUGUGUUCUUAGGCAGUGUUGAAAGAAUGAAAAAUCCCCACCUUCGUGCCAAGUUAGCAGAGGUACUGGAAGCUGUGAUGCCCCAUUUGGAACAAACACAGAAUCCACUAAUCUCCAGUGUCUUUCACCGGCAGCGAAUCUUUUGUUCAUAUCGGCAUGCACCACGCCUUGCAGAAGCUCUCAUAAAAGUGUUUGUUGAUAUAGAAUUUACAGGGGACCCUCAUCAGUUUGAGCAGAAGUUUAACUAUCGGCGGCCUAUGUACCCUAUUUUAAGAUAUAUGUGGGGACAGGACACAUAUCAACAGAGUAUAAAGAAUCUGGCUGAUUAUGCAGCAGACAACCUUGAAGCUGUGAGCCCACCAUUGUUUCUGCGAUUUCUCAAUUUAUUAAUGAAUGAUGCGGUAUUCUUACUGGAUGAGGCUAUCCAGUACCUGAGCAAAAUUAAAAUUCUGCAAAUCGAAAGGGAUCGAGGCGAAUGGGAUAAUUUGAGCCCUGAGAGCCGACGAGAGAAGGAAUCCAAUCUGCUCAUGUUUGGGCAGCUAGCCAGAUUUCACAACAUCAUGUCAAAUGAAACUAUUGGUACCUUAGCAUUUCUUACAUCAGAUAUACGCUCGCUUUUUGUCCAACCAUUUUUAGCAGAACGUAUUAUUUCUAUGCUUAACUACUUUCUCCAGCAUCUAGUGGGCCCUAAGAUGGGGGCCUUGAAAGUGAAAGAUUUUAGUGAAUUUGAUUUCAAGCCACAGCAACUGGUUUCUGAUAUCUGCACCAUCUACUUGAACUUGAGUGGUGAAGAGAAUUUCUGUUCCUCAGUACCCAAGGAUGGCCGCUCCUAUUCACCAACACUCUUUGCUCAAACUGUACGGGUCUUAAAGAAAAUAAACAAGCCAGGAAAAUAUGAUAGUGGCAUUCACUAAUCUGGCUGAGAAGAUUAAAUCUUUGGCAGACAGGCAGCAGCGUGAAGAGGAGACCUUUGCUGAUGCACCUGAUGAGUUUCUUGAUCCUAUUAUGAGUACUGUUAUGUCAGAUCCAGUCAUUCUGCCAUCCUCCCGUGUCACUGUGGACAGGUCAACCAUUGCUCGACAUCUACUAAGUGAUCAGACUGACCCUUUUAACCGAAGUCCUCUCACAAUGGAUCAGCUGAAACCAAAUACCGAAUUAAAGGAAAGGAUCUUGAAGUGGCUGUCAGAGCGCACACAGCACAGUGAAAACACGGGACAAUAUUCAUUGUAG